CAGCGAAUGGCAGCGAAUCGAAAACGGUCCGAAUGGUGGUACAAAACAUCGGAGGGGCAACAUUUCUGUGGCGGGCGAAGAAACGGCAGACGAUCUUCGAUUGCCAAACCCUGUUGGAUGGUACAGCGUGCGUAUGAUUAUUUUUAGAACCAUAUGAUCCGAUUCGCUCGGCAGCACCGGACACCCGUCAAAUCCUGUUCCUCCUCCCAGCGAAGCAUUUUCAGUGUCAAACUAAGGUGAACGAAAAAUGUCGCCUCCGGCAGCCCCCACUACCAUGCACCAUCAGCCGCCCUACAGAGUGGUGCCAAUUCAUAAGCACCGGGAGCUGAUGGAUCAGUGUAUCGCUCUCAUCAACUCGGAAUGGCCUCGCUCGUACACGGCGCGCCUGUGGAGCCUGGAGUCAUCGAAGGAUACACUGCCGACCAGUUUCGUGCUGACGGCAGGCGACGAGAAACGAUCCGUGGUUCUCGCACACGCGAAAAUGUCCCCAAUUCCUUCCGACCGGGAAGCUGUGUUCGUUGAGAGCGUGGUAGUGGCCCGAGACCAUCGCGGGCAGGGUAUCGGUCGACUGCUGAUGCGAGAGGUCGAAAACCACUGCUUUCAGAAACUGCAGCUAAAAACGAUCUACCUUUGUACCAUUGACCAGCAAGCAUUUUACACUAAACUAGGGUACAAGUGCUGCAAAGCGAUCAACAUUUUCGGGUCAUGCCCCACGUUCAAUAAGAGUACAAAGAAAACGUGGAUGGCCAAAUCUGCACAGUGAAAUCGGGUGGGAGCCACGAUGCGUAACGGGUAUCGGGAACAGAAUGUAUUUAACGCCUUCCAUGCGCCGGGACACCAGUGUGUAACUCCGGUGCAAAAGAAAGUUAUUUAUUGUAGGUGUAAUUGUGGCGGAUGAACGCAUCCCACUGCGGA
Molecule: messenger RNA, 915 nt
Organism: Anopheles cruzii
Lineage: Eukaryota; Metazoa; Arthropoda; Insecta; Diptera; Culicidae
Product: N-alpha-acetyltransferase 80-like
Exons: 3
Coding region: 248-763 (171 amino acids)
Biological process (GO): protein acetylation
Cellular component (GO): cytoplasm
Molecular function (GO): N-acetyltransferase activity; acetyl-CoA binding
Source: RefSeq, a predicted model, not a curated record